Messenger RNA from Eruca vesicaria subsp. sativa (arugula), 753 nucleotides. Lineage: Eukaryota; Viridiplantae; Streptophyta; Magnoliopsida; Brassicales; Brassicaceae. The record is from the annotation of a GenBank genome assembly.
CUCCUAUUCUGUCUUCCUCACUCUGUCUUGUUCCUUUCACACUCCUCUCAAUUUACCAUUAUAACCCCUUAGUCACCCCCCUCUCUCUCUCUUUCUCUAACCAUAAAUGCUUCUUCUUCUACUUGUCUCUGUGUUUCUUAUCAUAGUCUUGUUAUUAUUUCCCUAGACCCAACCUCUGUUCUGUUUUCAAAAUCUUCAACUUUCACUAGACCCACAUGAAAGUUUCUACUGUAUGGUGAAAACUCCUGAAUUAGAAAAACCAACAUGAUCACUAUCUACAAUCUUACCUUUCUUCUCCUUGUUUUCAUCUCCCCACAAGUCUCAUCCUCUCUUCUUCAACCUGUCCAGCCUCCGAGUUCUCCUCAAGUGGCUUUGGUAGAAGUCAAAGCAAGACUAGGUUCUAGACCACCGAGCUGCCAUAACAGAUGCAAUGGCUGCCAUCCAUGCAUGCCCACUCAAGUUCCCAGUCUCCCUAGUCGCUCCCGAUUCACCCGAGUUGGCCCGUUCUCCGGUGGAUUUGUACGGCCUCCUUCCUCACAAACCACCGUUCUCGGUCAGUAUUCUAACUACAAGCCCAUGGACUGGAAAUGCCACUGCCAUGGCCAUUUUUAUAAUCCUUAAAUCUUCAUCAUCCUCUGGUUUGAUCAUUUUUUAGUUAACAUUGCUUUUUGAAUUAUUGAGAGUAGAAGUGUCCUUUGGAUUCUUUGUACAUAAUCAAAAAUUCUCGAUUAUUGCAUUUGCAGUAACUACUUA